AACUGAUCUGAUUGGAUGCCAUUCCUAACCUCGGACUUUGGGAUGAUUGGAGUAACAUGGCUGCUGUUGGGUGCGGCGCUAGCAUUAUUUUGGGCAUAUUCGUGGUGGAAACACAGAUUCUGGGCAAAGAAAGGUGUGCCCACUCCGCCUGUGGUCCCCUUCAUCGGUCAUGCGCAUAAAUUGCUUCUCCCAGAGCAAAGAUGUAACUUUGAAAAAGAGGUCUAUUUCAACUAUAAUGGAUCAAAGUUAUGUGGUGUCUACUCCUUCCACGAGCCCAUGUUACUGGUGGGCGAUCCAGAACUCAUGAAACACAUUUACGUGAAGGACUUUGACCACUUUAUGGACAGAAGGACAUUAGACAUGCCGAGCGAGAAGGACAAAGUAAUGGCCAACAUGUUGUCUCUGAAGACAGGCGAAGAGUGGAAGAAACUGAGAGCCAUCAUGUCUCCCACUUUCACUUCAGGCAAAAUGAAGGGGAUGUUCCCGCUCGUGUGCAAAAAGGCCGACGAACUCGUCUCCUUCUGCCUGAAGGAAGCACGCACAAAGCCCUUUGUCGACAUGAAGUAUAAUUUUGGCCGCUUCACCAUGGACACAAUUGCUUCAUGUGCCUUUGGUAUUGAAUGCAAUUCACUAGUGGAUGAAAAGCCAGAAUUUGCUGAAAAGGUUGACACUUUCUUCAAAAUUACGCCGGGAAUGAUAUGGAGACUUGUUUUCCUGAGCGUAUUUCCUAAACUUGCCAAGCUACUUGAUAUGAGAUUUUCAGUACCAGCAACUGAUUUCUUUACGGAAGUGGCCCGUGAGACCAUGCGAGCGAGGCAAAGUGGAAAUAAAAGAGGAGACUUUUUGGAUCUCUUGCUGGAGGCAGAAGUCUCUACUGGCGAUGCCGAAGGAAACACGGAAAUGCAAGACGACAGUAAAUCGUCCAAGUCUAAGCAAGCACUGGAUGAACUUACCAUCAUUUCCCAAAGUGUCAUGUUCCUGGUCGCCGGUUACGAUACAACAGCCUCCACGCUGGCCUUUGCGUCCAUCCUACUUGCCAAGCACCCAGAGAUCCAGCAACGCCUUCGUCAGGAGAUCAGUGAAAUGGUCGAGGAACACGGCGACAUAACCUACCAGGGGAUUAUGGAAGCCAAAUAUCUUGAUGCUUGUGUCAUGGAAACCCUUCGUAUGUACCCACCGGGGCUUUUCCUGGAGCGCAAGUGUAUAAAGGAAUACAAGAUCCCUGGCACGGACGUGACCCUCGAGCCUGGCUUAAUAGUGACAUGCCCGCUCUUCACCAUCCACCGGGACCCGAAGUACUGGCCUGAGCCCGAGGAAUUUCGGCCCGAGCGCUUCCUGCCGGAGAACAAGGCGAACAUCACCCACCUCACGCACAUUCCCUUCGGAAUAGGACCCAGGAACUGUAUAGCGAUGAGAUUUGCCCUAAUGGAAGCCAAAGUGAGUCUGGCCAAGAUGCUCCUUGCCACAGACAUGAAGUUGGCACCAGGACACGAAGAAAUUAAGGCUGACUUUGGCUUUGGUUUGCUGAGGCCAAAAGACGGUGUUAACCUUCUCCUGACACCUUUGAAAGAAGAGUGAAAAAUGAAAGGAGAGAAAGAGAGAGAGAAAGAGUCAUUUAUUCCCAAUGAAUACAAGUUCAAGAUUGAGAAAGGAGAGAAAGGAAGAUCAUGUAUAAUGUGCCUUAUCAGUAACGGAUUCCUGUACAUUAGAAGGGGGCGUGUGAAGCAAUUGUCUGAAAUCUUUCGUAUGUUGGAUAUGUCAUUUUCAAUUCUACCUUUACUUGCUAGCUAUUUAUAUAUCUCCAUUCUAACUUCAGAAUGAAGGUAAAUAUGAAUUAAUGAUAGUGAUGAUAAUAAUGAUAAUAAUAAUAGUGAUAGUACUGAUGAUACAAAGUACAAAAACAGCAACGAAAGGGAAAAAAAACGCAAAAAAUCAUAUAAUUGGAAAGUGCAUGCCAUGUGUAUUAAAAUGAAUAAAUAAAUGCACAUAAUAAAUGAUUUUUUUUUUUUUUUUUUUUUUUUUUGGGGGGGGGGGUUGUUGUUGACAUGAAACAUGUUGACAUGAAAUGCAGAAUAUAUCACACGAGAAGUCAAAGUAACAUGCAAAAUAUAUUAUGCAUUUACUUAACUCAUAAGUAUUUCUUAAUGCAGAAAAGCAGGGGAUGAUUUGUAAUGAUGUAGAUUACAGGAUAACAGAAACUGAUAUGUGUCUAUUAUGGGUAAUAAGAUGAUUAAGUAAAUUCGUUCUGGAGGACGAAUCAUGAAGUGAUACAAAUAAUACUUGUAAUGACAAAUAAAGGUAUGGAACAAGUUCUUUA
Molecule: messenger RNA, 2317 nt
Organism: Penaeus indicus
Lineage: Eukaryota; Metazoa; Arthropoda; Malacostraca; Decapoda; Penaeidae
Product: cytochrome P450 9e2-like
Exons: 7
Coding region: 16-1578 (520 amino acids)
Molecular function (GO): heme binding; iron ion binding; monooxygenase activity
Source: RefSeq, a predicted model, not a curated record